This is a messenger RNA of Lasiodiplodia theobromae, 2196 nucleotides long. RefSeq names its product AAA family ATPAse. Gene Ontology annotation, cellular component: nucleus. The transcript has a single exon. Gene Ontology annotation, molecular function: preribosome binding; ATP hydrolysis activity; ATP binding. The coding region runs from base 1 to 2196 and encodes 731 amino acids. Lineage: Eukaryota; Fungi; Ascomycota; Dothideomycetes; Botryosphaeriales; Botryosphaeriaceae. Gene Ontology annotation, biological process: ribosome biogenesis. The record is from RefSeq and is a predicted model, not a curated record.
AUGCCAUCAGUGCGGGGCAAAGGCCGACCAUCCCUUCGGCAGGGACUUGACAAGGAAGUCUUCCAGGUCAUUCGCAAGCUUAUCGACGAGCAGCCGGGCGAAAAUCCGAACCUUUCGGUUUACACCGUGUCCGACUGGAUUAAGCGCUCAAAUUCUUCGCUCGCGAGGAGACCACGAAAACAGCUCGAGGACAGCAUUGAGCGCGUGCUGGACGUCAUGAAGGAGGACGAAGCCAGUGGAGACGAUGAGAUGGCGCCGAUCGAUGCCGAUCUCGGAGACGAGCAGGAGAAGGAACAACACGUCGCAUCGGAAAAUGCAAUGAAUGUAGCGUUGCGCGGGAAUCUGGCCAAGCAGACGGCUACUGCCGAGGCGGCUGCGAAGAAGCGGGACGGCCAGCGGCUGCCUGACGGUCAACCGGUCAAGAAGAAGAGGAAGGGUGAAUCGAAGACGGAAAUCAACACCGCGCCCCCAACGCACAUAAAGCUGGAGGAUGUUGGCGGUGUUGGACACGUGAAGCGCCAGCUCAAGGAGCUUCUUGUGCUACCAUUGCUCCGCCCAGAAGAAUACACAGCUGCCAAAAUCCCUAUCCCUCGUGGCAUCCUUCUGCACGGUCCACCUGGAUGUGGUAAAACCAUGAUCUCCAAGGCAUUUGCGGCCAAGAUGGGUGUACCGCUGAUUGAGAUCCUGGGUCCAUCUGUCGUAUCUGGAAUGUCCGGAGAGUCCGAGAAGCAAGUGAGAGAGCAUUUCGAAGAGGCUCGGAGGAAUGCACCGUGUCUGUUGUUCAUCGAUGAGAUCGAUGUCAUUGCUCCGAAGAGAGAUACAUCACAAAGCCAGAUGGAGAAACGUAUCGUUGCACAGCUGCUCAUUUCCAUGGACAGUCUGGCUAUGGAGGGAAAUGAUGGCAAACCUGUCAUUGUUCUUGCUGCCACGAACCGGCCUGACAGUCUUGAUCCGGCCCUAAGAAGAGGCGGUAGGUUCGACACGGAAAUCAACAUGGGUGUUCCGAAUGAAAAGAUGAGGGAACUCAUCCUUCGCGCUCAAACGCGAGAGGUCAAGGUCGCCGACGAUGUCGAUUUCACACACUUGGCGAAGAGAACUGGUGGAUUCGUGGGUGCUGAUCUGCGAGAUCUUGUCGGCAAGGCCGGUUCAUGGGCGAUGGAUCGUUACAGGGAGGCUCUCGAAAGACAGGGUCGGGAAGCAGAGCAGGAGAUGGAUAUUGACGGUGGCGAAACAAUGGAGGGAGAUGAGGAUGACCAAAGUAUCACUCGGCUUGUGCAGGUUGCCAAACGGCGAGAUCUACCGCGUCCAGUUGGGUUUGAAACACUUGCCAUCACCAUGGAGGCAUUCAACUCGGUCCUUCCCGGCAUCCAGCCUUCUUCCAAGCGUGAGGGCUUCGCUACGGUACCUGACACGACAUGGGAAGAUAUUGGCGCUCUGCAAGACAUCCGCGAGGAACUUCAGAUGGCCAUCGUCGAGCCGAUCCAGCACCCCGACAGAUACAAGCAGGUUGGUAUCACAGCGCCAACAGGCGUGUUGCUCUGGGGGCCUCCAGGAUGCGGAAAGACGCUUCUGGCAAAGGCAGUGGCCAACGAAUCCAAGGCCAACUUCAUCAGCGUCAAAGGACCAGAACUGCUCAACAAAUACGUCGGAGAAUCCGAGCGCGCUGUUCGUCAGGUCUUCUCUCGUGCACGUUCUUCCGUCCCCUGCGUCAUCUUCUUUGACGAGCUUGACGCGCUCGUACCAAAGCGCAACGAUUCCCAGUCCGAAGCAUCCACUCGGGUUGUCAACACGUUGCUUACUGAGCUCGAUGGCUUGAGCGCUCGCGAGGGAAUUUACGUCAUUGCUGCCACGAACCGUCCUGACAUGAUCGAUGACGCCAUGCUGCGACCUGGUCGCCUGGAAACAAUGCUCUUCGUUGGCCUGCCCGGCCCCAGCGAGCGCGCAGAGAUCCUCAAAGCUCUCAUCAAACGCACUCCGAUUGAUGACAAGUACGCAGAAUUUGGAAAGUGUUGCGAGAACUACUCAGGUGCAGAUCUUGGCAGCUUGUUGAGACAGGCUGGCCAGAACGCGCUCAGGCGCAAGAGCAGUGUGGUCUUGGAGGAGGACUUCGAGAAGGCUAAGCAGAAGAUCGUGCCGAGUGUGGGAGAUUUGUUGAGGUAUGAAGUGUUGAAGAAGAAGUUGUCUUCGAGGGUAUAG